GUGUUUGUUCUGUCGUCCGCUCUCAACCCGGGGAAUGAGGAGAUGGGGGAGCACCUGGUGAAGCACGGUGAUGGGGUGAAGGACAUCGCCUUCGAAGUGGAGGACUGCGACUUCAUCGUGCAGAAAGCCAAGGAGCGUGGAGCCAAGGUGGUGAAGGAGCCCUGGGUGGAGGAGGACAAAUUCGGGAAGGUGAAGUUCGCGGUGAUCCAGACGUAUGGUGACACCACCCACACCUUAAUAGAAAAGCUCAACUACAAGGGCCUCUUCCUACCCGGGUACCACCCACCCCUCUUCAGGGAUCCCCUGCUGCCGAAGUUACCGAGCGCCAGGCUCAGCUUCGUCGACCACGUCGUGGGCAACCAGCCCGACCUCCAGAUGGUCCCAGUGGCAGACUGGUACCAGAAGAACCUGCUCUUCCACCGCUUCUGGUCAGUGGACGACAAGCAGCUGCACACCGAGUUCAGCGCCCUGCGCUCCAUCGUGGUCACCAACUACGAAGAGACCAUAAAGAUGCCCAUCAACGAGCCGGCGCUUGGCAAGAAGAAAUCCCAGAUUCAGGAAUAUGUUGACUACUACGGAGGGGCCGGAGUCCAGCACAUUGCGCUCAACACCUCCGACAUCAUCUCGGCAAUCACCAACCUCAAGCAGCGGGGCAUGCAGUUCAUGGAAGUGCCGUCCAGCUACUACCAGAUCCUGCGGGAAAGGCUGAAAACUGCCAAAAUCAAAGUGAAGGAGAACAUUGACAAGCUGGAGGAACUGAAAAUCCUGGUGGAUUUUGAUGAGAAAGGCUACUUGCGCCAGAUCUUCACCAAGCCAGUUCAAGACAGACCCACGGUCUUUUUGGAGGGCAUCCAGCGGCAUAACCACCAGGGCUUCGGCGCCGGGAACUUCAAGUCUCUGUUUGAAGCAAUAGAAAAAGAUCAAGACGCAAGAGGAAACCUGACCGUCCUGCAGCCCAACGGGGAGACCAAGCGCAUCUAG
Molecule: messenger RNA, 981 nt
Organism: Opisthocomus hoazin
Lineage: Eukaryota; Metazoa; Chordata; Aves; Opisthocomiformes; Opisthocomidae
Source: RefSeq, a predicted model, not a curated record